AUGAACUCGGAUGAUAAUUUGAACUUAACGACUGUCGACUCACUUCUAUCAGAAAUCGAGAGAGAAAUCCCUUUAACAGCCAAAAGGCAGCUUUCCCUACAUGAAAUUGGCGAUGAGACGAUGGACAAAAUUGUGAGGCACAAUACGCGAUCUAACUCUAAUGUUGGCGCAGACGAUUCCAAGAGUGCCAAUGCCGACAAGUCUGAGCAGCAACUCUUCCUCGAAUCACGCCACAAUAGGUCUGUUAUGUUCAGCGAUAAAUUUGAGCUACAUGAAUACCCGGGUGCAGAAUCGUCGUUGAUCGGAGAGCAUCCAACGGAGGCUGCUAGCGACGUGGUAGCUUGGGACCUUUCUGUUACAACUCAAAGCUGUCCAAAGGAAAAGUACACCAAGGAAAAUGUUGUAGCAGACAAUUUACCAGCCAGACCCGGCCUGGACUAUAACGAUAAUGGCCUUAGCGCGAGCGACAGUUCUGACAGUUCACUAGAUAUCACUGAGGCAGAAUUGAGGGCUAACUCGGUUACAAAUCUUCACGAACGCCUUGAUCACGUCUUAGGCAGCAAACAUGGCUCUCCUAACGUUCCGAAACUGAAAGAAAUGGUGAACAACGCGGACCAGAUGGCAUUCGCGGCUCCUGAAAACCACCUCCCAAGCCAGCCGUUGAAAAUCAAGUUUGAGUCAACUCCUCCGCUGCUUAGCAAUGAUGCCGACGCUGCCCACAAGUUUUUAGAGUUCGAACUAGAGCCCGCGCACUCUGAAGAGGAAACUUUCAAUAAUGUUCAACACUCGCCUUCAAAAAUUCCUACAACCAACACCAUUCGGAUCAACAGAUUGGCAAGCGCGGAGCUACUCGCUGGAACAGGCCAAAGUAGAGUUUCCUCGGGAUCGUCUAUGGACGAAAGUGUGACCGACUUGGAAACGACGAUGCGUCAAGACAAGUUUCAGCUACUGCGAACCUACGUACCAUCCAAUAAUGCGGCACACUCUAGUACCCAUACCUAUCAAUUGCCUAAUAAGAGCUUAUCAAUACUUGAGCCAGAUGUUAAUACAUCAAGGGUUUUCAGCGUUGCAACAACGGCUGACGAAUUUCAAUCCGCAAGGGAGAGUGACUGGAGCUCAUCUUCAUCGGUCAAUGACGAUCGCAUUGAACAAUCCAUCAAAGACCUGCAGAUAUCGACAGGAUUUGUCCGAGAAGACGAGACUCUUGAAGACAUUAGUAAAGAGGUUAAGAAAGAUGAACAAUAUUCUAAUGGCUUUUCGAUACCGACGUACACGAGGGAAAGACCGAUCUUCUUACCAAAAACUUCGGAUGAGGAAAAUAGCAUGUUGAAAUCUAUUUCCAAUUCCACCGUUAAAUUGACAGACCUGAAUCACAUAGGGAAUGCUACUCUCAACGACCAAGAGGUUAUUGAAGAUGACAAUUGUUCUCACAUUUCUUCACCAGUAGAAUAUCAGGGUCACAUUGAGAAGGAUAACGAUAACGGUGAUCAGAGCCGCACCGGAAACUCCACAGCUUCCAACGGGGGCAAUUUUGCAGUAGGCCAAAAAGAGAUUAGAAGUCAAACUGGUGAUAUAAUCCCCCUUUGUACUGGGAGCAAUGGUGAACAAAAUUUGAACGUCCAAGACAUCCCAUUCGAUGACAAAGAUGAGCUAGAAAACAUUGAAAUUCAGAAGGGCGAAAAUUCACUAUGUCAUUCAGAGCCAGGUGACUCUUCGCUUGAAAAUAAUACCGAGAAACAUACUGCCGAGGGGCAUGAGAGUGAGCAGCUGUUGAUCCACAAUCGGAUAGCUUCAAACAACUUUGCCACCCUGUUUGAUGAUGAUCCUAUAUUUGCAGACGUGGGAGAUACAUCCCAGGAUUCUGUUGACAUCACCUAUUCACUGAAGCCAGACUACUUGUCAAUAUGGCAUUGUCAGGAAGGAAUUAAGAAGUCUUCUCCAACCAUCUCUGCAAACUCACAAUUUUCCAACCAUUCGGCGGGAACAGCAGAUUCGUCAUUGGUGGCGCCCUCAAAGUUCAGGCUAAAGCCGCGCCUAGUGAGCAGAAGUAAGAUCCAUUAUUCCCAUCACCAAAGAGCCCAUUCUCCUUUGUUGAGGAGUAAAAUCGAGUCUGCUGCUACCUCUAGUAUUUUGGAUCCGCAGGCAUCGGAAGUUCGUGGAACACGGCCCCCAGUCCAGCAGAUACCCUCAAUUGCACAAAUAGCCUUGAUCCAGAGUGAGUCUAAAAGUUGCAAUGCGCCACAAGAAGGCUCGAAAGAGCCAUCACAAGAUGAAGAUAUAGAGUUGCCUGGUAAAAUAGUCGAGGAAUCAUUUUCAAAACCAACAGACGUUAACGAAGCUCCUGUAGAAAAGAAUGAAGACCUCGUUCAGACGGCUAGUGAUUCCUUGUACUUGCCCGAAUUAUCAACCACAAAGUUUAGCUUCAUGGAGGAUUUUGGAGAUAUCUUGAAGAAUAUGAACCAAGAUAACAUAUCGCUGAAGCAUAGUGAGCGCCAACUUGAAGACCCAACUGUGUACCAUAUCUGGGAUGAGAACAACUAUGAAAAUGGGUUGAACUUCUCUUUCAAUAAAAGAGAUGGGGAAGCUGCCAGAGACGCGCUAAACGACAAGGUAAUCAAAAAGCUACUAGUUGGAAGUCCCAAUUCAAAUGCCAACCAGGAGGCAGAAAAUACUCUAACAGGAUUAGGAAUUUUGAAGAAGGCAGAUAGCGAUGUUGCUAUCUGCCGAACUGAGAGCUUCAAUGGAUAUGAGGUGUCAAGGUGUGCUUCAAGCGAAAGCGUCGAGCACAACAGAGAUCUAUUUCAAUCUCCCAAAACACCAUCGCCAAUCAAGAAGUCCCACGUAGAGAGCCCAUUCAAAACGAUUCGAUCGCGGAAGCUCAUGGAGCAAGCUGAAAAUAACACCCAACCAGAGCUCGAAAACGUUUCAAAAAAUUUUGAACUUUCUGAACCAAAACUCUCAACGCCAAGUCCAAAAAUUAGCAUUCAUUCCUCUGUCAAAGAUUUCACAAAGGAUGGAAAAGAAGUAGUCACAGAUCUACAGGACAGCGGCAAACUUUACAUCAUGAUCAAAUCAAUAAAAAAUCUCAGUCUCAACGAUACUUUGCGCCAUAAACCAAAAAUCGCCAUGGAAUUUGAUAACGGAGUUAAUGUGGCCCAAACCGCGUGGAAGCCUUUGAGUGGAGAUGGUAUGGAUGUGAAUGAGGAAUAUGAGCUCAUCAUGGAACAAGUGAAUCCAAAGACAGUUCCUGAAAUAAUAGUAACGUUGAAGUGCAAAUAUGAGAGGCCAACCUCGGAGCUAGUGGAGGUGGUUGAGCGUAUUCCUGUGAAGAAGAAAUUUCUGUUCGGUAAACAAAAAUAUGUCGUGAACAAAAAGUUCGUUAGCAAGAAGAUUGGCGUGGACUCUUGGGAUUAUAAAUUCGCACAAGACGGGUCAUUUGCCCGCUGCAGCUUUUCUCUCAAUGAGGAAAAAUUGGAUCAAUGUACCUACAGAACGAAGACUUUCAACAUGCAUCUUUUCAACGAAUGGGAAAGAGAGGAUGGACGCGUGGAGGCUGGACAAGAUAUCUUUUCACUCCCUCGUAAACCAAAGUAUAAAAUUGGUGAAAUUCAGAUUGAGAUGUGUUUUUUGCCAAGGACGUCUCAACUAGAGAAAUUCCCCAAGACGCUGAAACUGGCGCACGAUAUCGUCAACAAGUAUUCUGAACAACAAGACACCAAGUUCGAAGGAUUUUUAUGGCAAGAGGGAGGUGACAUUGAUGGGAUGCUACAGAAGAGAUAUUUUGUUUUAAAUGGCACACAGCUUGUUGCACAUCAUGAGAUAACGCGAAAGCCGCAGGCCAUGAUCAAUUUAUUGAAGGUUGUUAGUGUUGUAGGAGAAGGCAAACUUACCGAGACGGCAGUCCAGAGAGUGCGCAACUUCACUGAUGUCGUGCUUUUCAGUGAAUGCUUUAAACUGAUUUUCGAGAACGGGGAAGUGAUAAAUUUAGACGCUGAAUCUGCAGAUGACAAAAACACAUGGACAAACCUACUCAGCCAUGUGGUCGACUUGAAUAAAUUUCAUCAACCAUGGGUUAAACAUGUGCUCAACAACUCGCGCCUCUCGGUUUGA
Messenger RNA from Lachancea dasiensis, 4110 nucleotides. The record is from the annotation of a GenBank genome assembly. Lineage: Eukaryota; Fungi; Ascomycota; Saccharomycetes; Saccharomycetales; Saccharomycetaceae.